Molecule: messenger RNA, 1818 nt
Organism: Cucumis melo (muskmelon)
Lineage: Eukaryota; Viridiplantae; Streptophyta; Magnoliopsida; Cucurbitales; Cucurbitaceae
Product: peptide chain release factor PrfB2, chloroplastic
Exons: 8
Coding region: 57-1460 (467 amino acids)
Biological process (GO): translational termination
Cellular component (GO): cytoplasm
Molecular function (GO): translation release factor activity, codon specific
Source: RefSeq, a predicted model, not a curated record
CAUUUUUGUUUCGUUUAGACAAUCUGCAUGAUUUCUCAUUCAAUUGAAAUCUAAAAAUGUCCAUUUUCACCUUCAGAAAACAAGUGUGCAACCGAAUCUUCACCCUCUUCAGAAACGUAUUGAUCUCCAAGCACCGGUUUGUCCCAGAACUUCAAUAUUCAUCGGCUACUGCUCAAAAUUUUUCCCUUUGGAAUCAUGGGAUAGCUGAUUUUAACAAGAUUUCUGGGUUACCCUUUACCACAUUGCGGUUGUUUUCUACACAGAUUGCGCUUGAACCCUCAACGUCUGAUGGGCUUACUGUCGAAGGAAUCCUUGGAAAUCGAUGGACGAUUCUGGACGAGAGCGAGAGUGAUUGGAGGAGCCAUGCUGCUGCAAUUGCCCAAUCCAUUCAUUUGAUCAAGAAGCGUUUACAGUGGAAGAAGCUGAUGAUGAGAUUGGAGUUGUUAUCAGUGGAGUUGAACAAGGCUGAUUUGUGGGAUGAUCCUGCACAUGCAGGGAAGAUAAGUCGGGAGCAUGGUUCUAUUAUGAGUAAGAUAAAAGAGAUCAACGCAUUUGAGAGGGAAUUGCUCGAGCAUAUCGACAUGAUAAAGCUUGCCAGAGAAGAGAAUGAUACAGAGUUGGAAUCGGAGUCACUAAAUGCUCUACUCACAAUGAGAAGAAAUUCUAGAGAGAAAGAGCUUGAAGCUUUGUUAUCUGGGGAGAAUGAUUCUUGCUCUUGUUACAUUGAGGUCCAAGCUGGAGCUGGUGGAACUGAGAGCAUGGACUGGGCAGCAAUGGUCAUGCAGAUGUACAUAAUGUGGGCUCAAAGACGUGGUUUCAAGGUUACUGUUAUGGAAGAAAUGCCGGGUGAGAUUGCAGGAAUCAAGCGAGCAACAAUAAAGUUAGAUGGUGAAUAUGCUUUUGGAUAUGCCAAAUCGGAAGUGGGCGUACAUCGAUUGGUUCGCAUCUCUCCUUUUGAUAGUAACAAGCGGCGACAUACUUCGUUUGCUGCUGUAGCUGUCAUUCCAAUAACUGGUGAUGGUUCAACUCAUAUUCAAAUUAAUGAAACAGAUCUACGAAUUGAGCGUUUCCGGUCUGGAGGAGCUGGUGGUCAGAGUGUUAACACCACUGAUAGUGCCGUGAGGAUAGUCCAUAUACCUACAGGGAUUACAGCAACUUGUCAAAAUGAAAGAUCACAACAUCAAAACAAGGCCGCAGCAAUGGCAGUACUCCAGUCUCGAUUGAAUCAACUUGAGAUGACACGGCAAGCUCAGAUGAAUGCACAGCAUACGCAGAGUCUAUCUGAUAUAACUUGGGGAAAUCAAAUUCGUAGUUAUGUGCUCCAUCCUUAUCAAAUGGUAAAAGAUCUUCGUACCAAUUAUGAGGUUUCGGAUCCUGAUUCGGUGCUUGAGGGAGAUCUCGACAGCUUUAUUUUGAACUAUUUGUCGGCAUCCUUGGACAAAGAUGGAGAUCAGCUGUAAAGUUGUACAACGAUGGAUGAUGAUUCAACAUUUGGCUAUUUUAAAGCUGGAGGGGAUGUGGCUAUCAUACUGAAAUGACCGGUUCCAUCAUCUGAACUCUACUCUAGUUAGUGAAAAGCUGCUAUGGGAUUUGUUACUCUGGUGUAAUAACCAUAGCCAUUAAAGUAUUUAUGAUUGUUUAAACUCAGCCAUCUUGUCUCAUAAGAGUUUGAUUUGUUCAUUAAUUCCUUGGUUCAACCAGCUCCCUUUUUUGUUCUGAAUUCAUUGGCCUAUGAUCUUACUGAACCUUGAUGUGAAGUCGAAGUUGACUAUUGUGUAUGAAAGUUUUGAGAAAUUGAAGUUGUUUUGAACAAAUGUA